AUGGAAAGCCUUCCUUCCUUGAGAAAUGGGCCUAAGAGAGCUCAUAAGAAGGUUCGAACGGGAUGUGUUGCUUUACGCGUAGUCCACUUCCCUACUCGACCAACAUGUGGCGCUAACAUUCCCGGUACUCUCGUAGUCAUCUCACAGACGGAACACCCCCAAGAUGCCUUGUUUGGCCGUCCGAGUCGAAAAGAAAUAUCAUCACCGGACUGGAUGGUGUUCUUCCACGGAUCAAGAUCAAUCGCGCUCGCGUCAAUGGCACUACACACCACGACCAGUCUAACUCACCCAGUCAUUGGCUACACGAUAGGAAUGCUCGCAGACCGUGAGAGGACGUCAAAGAAGCAAUACCUCAGCACCUUACUUGCUCGCAUAAGACAAACCGAGCUGAACGAACAUUACGAAACGUACCUGCACGCCGCGGAAGAGCUUGAAGCGACUUUUGCGGUCCUGGCCGAGUUCCCUGAGAGCAGAGACAUCUUUCACGGGUUCCUCUGGAUUAGCAACGUAUCGGACCAUAGGGGAGAUUUGAUAGCUUUGAUUCAGGGCCAUAAUGCCUCCCAGGAAGCACUGGUCGUGUACACGUACUUUUGCAAAAUAAUCCAAAGGCUUCCGACAAGAUGGUGGUCUGAAAAAUGGGUCCGGGGACUCAAGGAUGGUGCGUUUGCCUCCCUUGAUGAGGAACAUCGAACCUGGGUCGUUGAACUGCCAAGUUGGACUUGA
Messenger RNA from Colletotrichum tamarilloi, 723 nucleotides. RefSeq names its product C6 zinc finger protein. The record is from RefSeq and is a predicted model, not a curated record. The coding region runs from base 1 to 723 and encodes 240 amino acids. NCBI's taxonomy places the organism in Eukaryota, Fungi, Ascomycota, Sordariomycetes, Glomerellales, Glomerellaceae. The transcript is spliced from 2 exons.